AUGCAUACUCAGGAACCGUCAGACGAACCAACCACCAUGUCGGAAGAAAAGUCAACAGAAAUUGAAGUUCCGUCCUGGCUCAACAAGGAGUUGAUACAACAGGCGAUACGCAACAGCGGGCAGGAAUCGCUUCGGUUAGAGAAAAUGGCGGUGCAGAGAGGGUCAGCACCUGGGGACAACUACGCUAGCAUCAUCUACCGGGUGAAGGCAACACUAUCUGAUGGCAGCGAACGCUCUCUGCUGGUCAAGGGCCCACCUGCUGGUGAGCUCAUGGCUUCUGAAAUGGCGGAAAGUGGGCUGUUCGCCAUUGAGACAAACAUGCUGGCGAAUAUUGUUCCCCGCAUUGAGGGCGUGCUGGAGGAGGUGGCACCCGGACGGUACGGGGCCUUCGCCGCGCGCUGCCCGCUGGGGGGCACCGCCCCCGUGCACCAUCUCUCACUUCUCUGGAUGGCGCUGCGCGCCCUUCCGCUUCCACGCCGCGUCGCCACGCACUUCUCGCAGCGCAGCCCGAACUGGCCGCUGAUUCUUCGGGAACCCCUGGGAGAUGGCGCGCCGGCGGCCAGCUCGCCCUUCGUGGAGGCGGGGCUGCAGUCCGCGGCGGACGCAUGCAGGCUCUGGCCCGGCUUCGAGGCGUACGCCGAUGCGCUCGAGAAAUAUAAGAAUCCUGAACAAAUAAAAAAACUUGUGGACAUGUUUGAUACCAAAAAUGACGGUUUCAAUGUAGUCGUUCAUGGUGAUUUUUGGACUAACAACAUGAUGUUUCGGUAUGAGGAUGGGAUUCCUGUCGACAUUCGAUUUGUAGAUUACCAGAUCUCCAACGUGUGCUCACCCGCAAUCGACAUCCUCUAUUUCCUCAAUACAAGUCUCAGCGACAACGUUUCGGAACACCACCAAGAUCUCCUGAUUCGCGAAUACCACGCCGAGUUCCAGGAAGUCAUGGGUCUUCUAGGAUUGAAGGCCCCGUCGCUGCAAGAGCUGCUGGCGGACCUGGACCGCCACGGGCUGUACGCCGUGUACAGCUCCACAUGCGUGACUCCGAUCGUGCGGGCGACUCAGCAAAUGGACAUCGAGGCGCGCCUGGCCGGCGACCAGCUCUCCGGGGCGCAAGCCUACCAACAGCCGGCCAUGCGAAGGUGGUUCCAGCGCGUCCUCCCGGAGUACAACCGGAAAGGCUGGCUCUAGGCGCCAGUCGCCCCCCCCCUCUAUGCCACCCCCGUUCCCGGAGUUCUAAUGCGGUGUCCAUGGCGGAAAGAUACGGGUGAGCUAUUGAGCAUCGUGUCCGACUUCAGCCAAUGAGCUUCAGGCAUCAAUGUACGUCACAAUAUUAGCCGGAUUUAUAAAUGUAGCCGAAUUCGAAAAUAAGCUUCCUGUGACAAGUCAUUGAAACAGGUACACGAAGCAUUUCUUUUGGUUAUUGCAUCUAGUACACCUUUAUUGUGUUAUUGUUGGUUGGUCACUGUUGAAAGAUGUCACUUUAUGCCACUUGCGAAGCCACUUUAUGUCACACGAAGUGCCCGAGUUGUGGUCACGUGGUCCGUGACGUAAACUGAUGCUGCGCAGAACGAGCAAAUAUUGGUGCGCCGUACAAGCUCGCCCGUCUCUUUCCGUUAUGGCAGCAUCGGCUGUAAACAUCGUUGAUACCGAAAACAUGUAACAUACGAAUUAACUUCAAUGAUUUGGAACAUGUGCAUUAUGGAAUAUAUACUUAAUAUGUGUAUAAUACAUUAUAUAUUUGGCAUUAUAUAUCCGGAACACACCGUUCCUAGAUGCCAACGUUUUGGUCGUUAUGCUGCCGAAUUUUCCCUGAAGAAGGUCGCAGUUUGACUGCUGAAACGUUGCCAUCUGUGCUUAGGAAUCAGCGUCUGCCGGACAGUCAAAUAAAUAUUGACAUUCGACACGGAAGCCUCCAUCUUUGACUUCAAAUUGUUUGUACGGUGGUGAUACAAGUACUUGUUACGAAAGAAAUUGGGUGAUGUUAUAUCGUUGCGUAAAUACGGCAAUUAUUUCAGUAAUUGUUUAAAAGGCGUAAAUUAAUUAUUUUAGGCAUGGAAGUAAUUUCAUUUCCCAUGUAAUAAAUACCUACAAUAUUUUUUAUCUUGUCCUAAUUGUAUAUUAUGAUUGUCUGAUAUUGACUCUUUAAAAAGGCGUUAUAUAAACGAUAAAUAAAAAUAUACCAUUAUUAUUGAGAAAGUAUGUUAUUUUAACAAUUUAUUAAAUAAUUACCUAUUUAAAAACGUCGUAAUAUUGCCUCAUUGUUAUCACGUCUCUCAAAGUAUGAGUGCAACUUCUCGAUAAAAACAUGAAUAUUAUACUGUUUCAACGAUAAAAAUCAAUAGCUCUCAUUAAUACCCACAAUCCAAUAUCACAUUCAUUUUUAAAGCCGCAUACAGGUUAUGCUACUCUCCAAAAUAGCUACACUAGCGCCGCGCGGCGGCCAUUCCGUGAAUCACUUUGAAGCACGCACACUAGCAUUUCUACAUGCCCUAAGAAUACUGUUUGUAUUUGAUCUAUAAUAAAUACGAUGCUGUCUGCAGAUCAUACACAAAAUAUUACAAGGAAAUAAGCAAUAACGAAACUGAAGAAUAGCAAUAAAAAAUUGAAAUAUACGAAAAAUCUAUUUUUAAAAUGUAAUAUUUUCUACGUUGGUUUCUAGUUUAAUUAAAAAAUAUGUAAAAUCUCCAGAAGUAUUAAACAUUUCAUUACAAAAAUCAUGGAGAACAGUAAACAUUGCAUGGUAGUUGAUUUUUGAUGAUUGUUUUUAUAUUCUUAUUUUUGAUUUAUAAUUUUAAUACUUUUGUGAAAAAUAAUAUCAUUUGGGUAUCUGGAAAAAUGUUGAGAUUAUCGAUAUUAAUUUUUAAGAUUUUGAAAAAUGUAUAUUCUUUAUUUUAAUAAAGUGGUCCUUUUUUGGAACUGAA
Molecule: messenger RNA, 2915 nt
Organism: Gryllus bimaculatus (two-spotted cricket)
Lineage: Eukaryota; Metazoa; Arthropoda; Insecta; Orthoptera; Gryllidae
Source: the annotation of a GenBank genome assembly